Messenger RNA from Corylus avellana, 1735 nucleotides. Its product is annotated as dihydroorotate dehydrogenase (DUF3598). NCBI's taxonomy places the organism in Eukaryota, Viridiplantae, Streptophyta, Magnoliopsida, Fagales, Betulaceae. The record is from RefSeq and is a predicted model, not a curated record.
CUCUCUCGCUCCCCACCUCCGCCCCAACAGAAUCUCAAUGCAAUCACCAAACCUCCAUCUCUUCAAAACGUCCACCACCACCACCCACUGCCACCACCUAGCGUUCCACCACACAAUUUCAUCGACACAAACCCUGUUUUCCACCAAUCUGCCAAACCCGAGAAGCCCCAGAAGCCUGAUAAUCACCCAGGCCGGCAAACCCCACCGCCGCCACGACAACAGAGCCGCCAGUCCCAAGAGGGUUGUGAAGGGAAAGAAGGAAAAUGUGUGGAGCGUGGACAACGAGGUCGCUCAAAAGGAGAAAGAGAGAACCGGUGGAAGAAGCCCAAGGGGGAGCAGAGUUGUCAGGAGGAAGAAAACUAAGCCUGGUGGUGGUAGAGUCAUCGUCUCUGGUGCUAUGCUAAUGGAGGAUGAGACUGUGCUACAAACUCAGGAACCUGUGAUAAGACCAGCAUGGAAUACAUUUGCUAGUAGUGUGAGUGGGAUAUGGAAGGGGGUGGGAGCUGUAUUUUCACCCAUCACUGGAGAAAUGGAACCAAUUGAUAUUGGAAACAGGCAUGAAAAUUUAUAUGAUUGCUAUACUCUUUCCCGCAUUGAGGCUGUGCCAUCCCCUUCUGGAGGGCAGACAUCUCAAAUCCAGAGGAAGAUAAAUUGGGUGACUUUGAAUCCUUACGGUGAAAUACUACCGAAUAUAGGCGACAGUAAUAGAAGUAAGGAAGAGCACAAAGUUAAAGAUGCAUCUUUACCCAUAAAGGUUAUAGCUGAUGAUAGUGUACCAAGUCAUAUUUUGCCCAAAUUCGAGUCUUUUGACCUUAAAACAAGUGAUGUAAUGGAAGAAGAUGUCAUGGGAAAUGAACCCGGUCUUGUUUUCUUUGAGGAUGGAUCUUAUUCUAGGGGUCCCAUUGAUAUUCCAAUCAGUGAAGAUGAUUCCAAGUAUUACCUUUCUCCAACUUUCAAGUUUGAACAAUGUUUGGUAAAAGGUUGCCACAAAAGACUCCGGAUCAUCCAUACUAUAGAAUUCAAUAAUAGCGGUUCGGACAUUCAGAUAAUGAGGGUAGCCAUAUAUGAAGAAGAGUGGGUCAGUCCUGCUAGUCUUCCUGACCAAAGUGAUCUGGAGUUUGAUUUGAAGCCAUUUUCUCAGCGGAGGCGUAUCCAACCAUCAGAGUUGACUGGCUCCUGGAAGGUGUUUGAGGUUAGUGCUACUCCGGUGUUUGGCGAGGAGGAGAUGGUCGUGGAUGAAAGUAAUGGCACCCCCUAUGUCUACCUCUGUACUGAAACUUUAAAGAAGAGGGGCUUGCCGGAAAACCCAGUCUACUUUGGAGAGGAAGAGAUGUUAGACAUGCAGGAUGUGACAAUGCUUUGGCUUCCAGGUGGCGUCACGUGCUAUGUCGACAUAAAAAAGGAUGGCAUCCUUUGUAUAGGAGUUGGGUGGUACGCAGAUGAAGGAAUAAAUCUGGUUAUGGAGAGAGAUUAUGGAGUGGAUGGGAAGCUCAAGGAGGUUCGAUCGAAAUCAGAGGUAAAGAGAAGGUGGUCUGAUCCACUCCCCAAGUAAGAUUUUCACUUGCAAAAAGUUUUGAAUUGUAUUUUAGUAAUAAAUGCCUGGGUAUUAUCUAGAAUCAAGAAGGGUAAGUCACUGUGAAUCUUCAAAACCUGUUACAUAUACUUGGGAGUUGAAUUGACCAGAAAAUGGAGGGCAUGAAUAUAUAUAUAGUAGGAAAGAAUACAUUAUUUGCUU